Molecule: messenger RNA, 582 nt
Organism: Puccinia graminis f. sp. tritici CRL 75-36-700-3
Lineage: Eukaryota; Fungi; Basidiomycota; Pucciniomycetes; Pucciniales; Pucciniaceae
Exons: 3
Coding region: 1-582 (193 amino acids)
Source: RefSeq, a predicted model, not a curated record
AUGUCAGGCCAACAAGCAGAAGAGAUUGAAGUUGAACCGUAUACCACUGUGAUUGUGUCGUCUGAUGACCUAGCAGAUCUAUUUAUCGAAGCGCAUAACAAAUUGACCGAGUUACUCGAGGAGGAGGCCGGAGGAUUUGAUCGUGCGCCAACUAGAAGGCAUAUCAAUUCGGUCCCAUUGGUGUUCGAAAAGACGACCAAAGAAAUCCAGACGAUUCUAGUUGAAUCGGUGGCCAGGAAAGUGAAUCUGCUACAUGAGAUGUUAUCCGAUUCGAUCAGCCUUCAAAAGCUCCAUACUGCUCACCUUCGAGACGGGAUCAAAAUUCUCCAAGAUAUCGAAGAGACUGUUGAACAAAUCAGCUCCUUAGUCCACUCAUCUUGGACAUUACGUGAUCGCAAACCAGGCUGCGGUUUUCAAAUUGAAGAGGGACCUGAAGAACUCCUAAAACGAUAUAGAGCUGAACGAGUCCAAUCGAGACUGGCCGAUAAGUUCUACAGCCUGGGCGAUCUACUGGAAUCUCACUUUGCUCUACUGCCCCUACCUACACACGGGGUGUACAGAGGAUCUGAUCGAGGUGUAUGA